Molecule: messenger RNA, 1352 nt
Organism: Mercenaria mercenaria
Lineage: Eukaryota; Metazoa; Mollusca; Bivalvia; Venerida; Veneridae
Product: DNA ligase 1-like
Exons: 2
Coding region: 162-1241 (359 amino acids)
Source: RefSeq, a predicted model, not a curated record
UUAAAGUAAAGGGAGUUGUGUUACAAGUGUUAAAUGAGAGAAGCUAACAAUACCUCUACUAAAUUAAACAUAUUUAAUGUAUGGGUAAGACCGCGUGCAGAAGUCGUUACCUAAGAAACAUGUGAAAAAAUAAAUUCCUGUGAAAACUUCUGCUAUUCACCAUGAGUAAUGCUGCAAGUACAGUCCCGGCUAAGAGAAACGUAUAUCGGGCGAAAACAACGAAAAUUCCGUCGUUGGAUGAUUACAAAUCAAAGAAAGAAACGAAAUCAAAAAAGAAAUUGAUGACUAAGAAUGCCGAUAUUUUAAUUGUAAAACAUAAAGAAAACAAAAACAAGCACGCUUCACAUGAUGGUUACAAUCACAUCGACGAUGAAGAGACUUGGAUGAUGAAAGCAAAAGACACUUUAGAAUCAGGAAUAGACAAAAUAGAUCCAUCAGCUAUGGGUAACACAACACAGAGAAAAGGAAUGAAGCAAACUGCGGGAAAUAAUCGAAGUGAAUCAAACAAACCUUCUAUAAAGAUAAUGCAUAUUCAGCAUUAUGAGCAAUCAAUGGAAGAAAGAAAACAUAUUCUAGAGCUGAAUGAAAAGUAUGAGAAACGUAUAGCAGAGUUGGAAGAAGAGACUGCACGUGUGUUGGGAGAGUUUGCACAACUUUACGAAGAUAAUGAAAAGUUGAGACGUAAAAUGGACACCGGGAAUGAUCCACUACUAGAGCCAUACAGCAGAGUGUUCGAAGAUCGGAAAAUAUUAAGGCAAGCCGAAAGUGGUUAUAAGAAAAGGAUAAUAAGACUAGAACAAGAAAUUAUAGAAAAGCAAAACGAAAGCAAUAAGUUCCAGGACAAGGUCAAGUCACUUCAGGCUAAAAUUACACCUACCACCCAGGCAGAAGAAAAAGAGAGAAAAACUAAGACAUUAAAAGUACAAGAAGAGCUAAGAAAACUCAAAGCAGAAAAUGAAAAAUUGAAAAACAAUAUUAGAGAAUUAGAAACUUUAAAUAAUAAGUCAGAAGUGAAGAGAUUAAAAGCUGAGAAUGUGACCCUGAGAGAUACUAUCAAAAAAUUAGAACUACAGAUUUCAAGUAAAAUUGAUAAUACGGUCAACAGAACAAACAAACCUGACAACACCAUCAAGGGGACGGGAACUAGGAUGGAUGUCAAAAAACAACCAAAGGAAAGCAAACCAUAUAAAAUUAAAUUCGACUAUGAAUAUUUGCUUCCUGAUUCUCAAGAGUAUGACUAGUUUGCAAUCAACAUGAACGGCUGCAAGCAUAACUUAUUGCUGAGAUCAUGAUUUGUUUUGUUGCAGGUUUGGCUGCAUACUACAAUGUUGUAAUAAAUUAUGAUAACUAGA